AUGAAGUUCUCAGCAGUGUUGGCUUGCCUUGUGGCUGUUGCUGCAGCCAGUCCGUCUCUUCGGCUCGACUGGACUAAAUUCAAGGCUGAGCAUGGGCGCCACUACGCCAGCGUGCAGGAGGAGCGCUACCGCCAGUCGGUGUUCGAGCAGAACCAGCAGUUCAUCGACGACCACAACGCCAAUUUCGAGAACGGCGAGGUCACGUUCACGCUCCAGAUGAACCAGUUCGGCGACAUGACAACAGAGGAGAUCGUGGCCGCCAUGAACGGCUUCAUGUCAACUCCCAGCCGCCGACCCGUAGCCGUCGUGAGGGCUGACGAGGAGACGCUCCCGAAGGAGGUGGACUGGCGCAGCAAGGGCGCAGUGACCCCCGUCAAGGACCAGAAGCAGUGCGGCUCCUGCUGGGCCUUCUCUACGACCGGCUCCUUGGAGGGCCAGCACUUCCUGAAGGAGGGCAAGCUUGUGAGCCUCUCCGAGCAGAACCUCGUCGACUGCUCCGGCUCCUUCGGUAACCUCGGCUGCUUCGGUGGCCUCAUGGACAACGCCUUCAGGUACAUCAAGGCCAACAAGGGCAUCGACACCGAGGACUCUUACCCUUACGAGGCCGAGAACGGCCACUGCCGCUUCAACGCCUCCAACAUCGGCGCCACCGACACCGGCUUCGUGGACGUCGAGCACGGCAGCGAGAGCGCCCUCAAGAAGGCCGUGGCCACCAUCGGCCCCAUCUCCGUGGCCAUCGACGCCUCGAGGCCCACCUUCCACUUCUACCACGACGGCGUGUACUCCGACGAGUCCUGCUCCUCGGUGCACCUCGACCACGGCGUGCUGGCGGUGGGCUACGGGGCGGAGGACAACGGCGGCGACUUCUGGCUCGUCAAGAACUCCUGGAACACCUCCUGGGGCAACAAGGGCUACAUCAAGAUGUCCCGAAAUAACGAGAACAACUGCGGCAUCGCUACCCAGGCUUCGUACCCACUUGUCUAGAAGGGAUUAUGUGUGAUGUUCAGAUUUUGUUUUCUUCUCAGUAAUGACUUUUUAUUUUUUCUCUCUCUUUUCUCUUCUAUAAGCAAAACGAAAAUUCUGUUCUAAUGUUUUAUCUGAUAUGAAGAUUUUUUUAUUUUAUUUUAUGUAUAAAUAGAUGAAUUAUUUUAGAGAAACUUAUCAUUAGUUGUGACCAAAACUAAGUGCAUUAAUAAACGCAAAACUUGUU
This is a messenger RNA of Penaeus chinensis, 1210 nucleotides long. RefSeq names its product procathepsin L-like. The coding region runs from base 1 to 984 and encodes 327 amino acids. The record is from RefSeq and is a predicted model, not a curated record. NCBI's taxonomy places the organism in Eukaryota, Metazoa, Arthropoda, Malacostraca, Decapoda, Penaeidae. Gene Ontology annotation, biological process: immune response. Gene Ontology annotation, molecular function: cysteine-type endopeptidase activity. The transcript is spliced from 6 exons. Gene Ontology annotation, cellular component: lysosome.